This is a messenger RNA of Scleropages formosus (Asian bonytongue), 442 nucleotides long. RefSeq names its product histone H1-like. The transcript is spliced from 4 exons. Gene Ontology annotation, cellular component: nucleosome. The record is from RefSeq and is a predicted model, not a curated record. NCBI's taxonomy places the organism in Eukaryota, Metazoa, Chordata, Actinopteri, Osteoglossiformes, Osteoglossidae. Gene Ontology annotation, molecular function: DNA binding. Gene Ontology annotation, biological process: nucleosome assembly. Bases 23 to 442 code for a protein of 139 amino acids.
CCUAUUCAACCAGAGGCUAAAGAUGGUCACAGCAAAUAUCACAUCAGUUCGUGUCUUGAAGCAAAUGGCAGAAGUCGCUCCAGCUCCGGCAGCCGCCGCUCCGGCUAAAGCUUCCAAGAAGAAGGCUGCGUCCAAGCCUAAGAAGGCGGGCCCCAACGUCGGGGACCUGAUUGUGAAAGCCGUCUCGGCCUCCAAGGAGCGAAGCGGCGUGUCUCUGGCCGCCCCGAAAAAGGCUCUGGCGGCAGCAGGCUACGAUGUGGAGAAGAACAACUCCGCUCUCAGUGUGAAGAGUAACGAGAAGCUGAAACUUACAGCAUACAGCGAUGCUGUCCUGUCAACCAUGGAGGCAGCCAGCUACUGCGAGGGUUUGGACCCAACCUACACCACCCUGGAGUUUGCUGGCAUGCACAUGCUCUAUGGAGCUGGAUUACCCCCGAGCUAA